AUGGGCAGUAAAGUACCUAUAUCAAGCGAACCAGAAAUUGUGGUCCUCUCAAGAAAUAAGCUACUUCUUCUCGAUCCAGCUAACUCAGUUAAACAUGAGGAUGUGGUCAAGUAUAUGAUAGGGGAACAGGUGGGUAUUAUUGGGAGUAUAAUAAAAGGCGUAAAAUGGAAAACAAAAUAUUAUGAGGUUGAUUUCGAUAUAUAUGUUGAUAGUUAUAAUGAGCUACAAGAGUGGGUUAAAGAAUUCAAAAGUGACGAAUACACUGAUUUGAGAGAAAUACUAGCAGGUAUUAUUCUUCUAUUUGAUAAUUCUACAUCCAUUGAUGUCUUCAACAACAUGAUAGAAUCUUUAAAGCUUCAGAACGAAAGGAUUUUAGUCGCAUGUAAUAUUUCGGAUAAGAAUAUUGAGGAGGAUCAAUUGGAAGCUCUUAAUAACAAGUUAUUGGGUUCAGGUAUCACAGUGGUUAACUGGAGUGAAGAAGGAGUUAAUUCGUAUGGUGAGAAAAUAGGCAAAGACAGAAUGAGAGAAUUGCUAGACAUUCAUAAAUGGGAUGAUAUUAGUCUUUGUUCAAAUAAUAAUACAGGUGUAGAACAAGCACUCCCAGAGUCUUUGCAAUGUGAUGAGUCCAUGCCCCUAGAAUCGGUGAUUUCCAAAAUGAAGGAAGCAAGGGAGAGAUAUAUACAAAUGGGCGAUAAAGAAGCAGCCGAAGACUAUGCUCUUGCACUUUCUCAAGAGCUAACGGAAAUUUUGCUUCCAUCUGAAUAG
Messenger RNA from Eremothecium cymbalariae DBVPG#7215, 765 nucleotides. It is a transcript of the gene IRC6, whose product is annotated as Irc6p. The record is from RefSeq and is a predicted model, not a curated record. Bases 1 to 765 code for a protein of 254 amino acids. Gene Ontology annotation, molecular function: protein-macromolecule adaptor activity. The transcript has a single exon. NCBI's taxonomy places the organism in Eukaryota, Fungi, Ascomycota, Saccharomycetes, Saccharomycetales, Saccharomycetaceae. Gene Ontology annotation, biological process: vesicle-mediated transport.